CCUUCAACACAUCUGCACAGCGACGAACCGUCUCAACCGUCACAAUGGCAAUCUCUCCUCAAAUCUCCAACCUGGUCAUCAUCCUGGGGUUUAUGCAGAUAUCCAAGAAGAUCCCAUUCGAUGACCCGAACGUGCUGAACGGCGUGCGCGCGCUGUACAUUGUCUCCAACAUCAUCAUCGCCGCGAUCUACUUCUACGUCCAGAUGCAGAUCAACAAGAAGAAUGACAUGACCGUCGUCAAGUACGUCGAGCCCGCCCCCAUGGGCUCCGGCGAGGAGCCCAAGUUCGUCGCAACCACCGUCAAAGCCUACGACCUGCAGCAGCUGCGCGCCCUCUUCAAGGGCCAGAUGAUGGGCGUCGGCAUGAUGGCCGUCAUGCACCUCUACAUGAAGUACACCAACCCGCUGCUCAUCCAGUCCAUCAUCCCCCUCAAGGGCGCCUUCGAGGGCAACCUCGUCAAGGUUCACCUCUUUGGCCAGCCUGCGACCGGCGAGCUUGCUAGGCCCUGGAAGGCGGCUGGUGGCUUCAUGGGUGCGAUGCAGGGCGGUGAGAUUAAGACGGAUAAGAAAAGCAUCGAGGCUGCUGAGCGUGCUGGUCGUGGUGGUGUCAAGGAUGAGUGAGCGCUGCGCUUGUUCUGAGCAUACGGCAUACUUUGGUGGUUGAGGAGUCACCAUGGCUUGCAUUCAUGCGGCAUAACGCGUCUGCGGACUGAUUGAUUGUACAAUAUUGGAAAAUUCAUCAUGUUACAUUCAUCACUAAGCCCCCACCUUCGACCAUUCUUCCUCGAACCGAGUAGUCUUUUACCCGGCCGUAGCUGCUUUCUCCACGAUCUUCGCCCUCUCUUCCCUCUCUUCCCUCUUUUCCUCCUCCCCCUCCCCC
Molecule: messenger RNA, 879 nt
Organism: Macroventuria anomochaeta
Lineage: Eukaryota; Fungi; Ascomycota; Dothideomycetes; Pleosporales; Didymellaceae
Product: inorganic phosphate transport PHO88
Exons: 4
Coding region: 45-620 (191 amino acids)
Biological process (GO): protein targeting to ER
Cellular component (GO): endoplasmic reticulum; mitochondrion
Source: RefSeq, a predicted model, not a curated record